Messenger RNA from Penicillium soppii, 1686 nucleotides. Its product is annotated as tRNA-specific adenosine deaminase. The record is from RefSeq and is a predicted model, not a curated record. Gene Ontology annotation, molecular function: tRNA-specific adenosine-37 deaminase activity; RNA binding. Lineage: Eukaryota; Fungi; Ascomycota; Eurotiomycetes; Eurotiales; Aspergillaceae. The transcript is spliced from 3 exons. Gene Ontology annotation, biological process: tRNA wobble adenosine to inosine editing. The coding region runs from base 1 to 1686 and encodes 561 amino acids.
AUGUCUAUUGAGUCGUCCGAUCCUUUACCGUCCCGGAUUGCGUCGCUGGUGCAUGCUCAUUUCGAUGCUCUGCCCACACGCAGUAAACCAUCCGUUUUUCCGGAUGGAUCGAGGGAAUGGAUUCCUAUGACCGGCAUUGUAGCUGUUAAAGGUAUUUUCUCGAUAAGUUCAAAAAGAGCUACCUCGGAGGACGCUUUUUGUUUUUGUACUAACAUCGAUGUCUUCGAUUUGAUAGGAGAGAACACACCUUCGGAGAGUCUGACCUGCAUCGCUGUGACGAGUGGUGCAAAAUGCCUAUCGGCAUCACAUAUCCCGCGCUGUAAGGGCCUUGUACUGCAUGACUGCCAUGCCGAGAUACUGGCGAUCCGAGCAUUUAACUACUGGCUUCUUACAGAGUGCCAUGGUAUGCUAUCUCAAGAGAAGCAAGUAGAUCGUGAUGCCCCUGGCUCCAAUAAUAGAGAACUCCCCUGUGCUCCAUUUGUAAAAAGGAGAAAGAUUGGAGAAUGCGGAGACGAUGGUUCAAAGCCACACACUGAAUGGCCGCCUUUCGAGCUCCAGUCAGAUAUAAAUAUAUACAUGUACUGUACAUGCGCACCUUGUGGCGAUGGAAGCAUGGAGCUAUGCAUGGCAGCCCAAGAAGAUGCAACACCGUGGGAAGUCCCGCAGCAGAAAUCCCCUUCGACAACGAACCAAGGAGAUGAGACUCAGGUCGCAGAGAUGAUGCUUGAUGGCCGAGCUCAUUUUUCGCUUCUUGGUAUCGUUCGUCGAAAACCAUCACGCACGGAUGCCGAAUCGACGCGCAGCAAAUCCUGCUCAGAUAAACUUGCAUUGCGACAAGUAUCGUCCUUGCUCUCCUCUGAGACCAGUCGUCUGGUCGCUCCAACAAAAAACGCAUAUCUCGCCGGGCUGAUCCUUCCCAAGGAUGAAAUCAGUAAAGUUGCCUGUGAUCGAUCGUUUGGUGAGAACGGUCGAAUGCAAGCGCUGGCAGGGCGUUCGUGGCCCGAGACAGACACCGAAGAAAUGAAACCGGGGUAUCGAUUCAGGCCGUUCCGGAUUCUUUCAAUACCAAGCGAAGAGGUAGCAUCACGGUGGAGGUUUGCAAAGCCAAAAGUUGUUUCUUGUCCUGCUGGCGCAUCAGAGAAGAAUGGAGGUCGUUCGCCGUCUGCAGCGAAUCCCAAAAAGAGCAAACCAGGCAAUGCGAGUGCUGUAUGGACGCUGGCUCCUUCUUACGGUGACUCAUCUACUAUGUUCAUGGAAACCGGCAGCAAGUCGCUUCCCGCACUUUGUCGUUCCAAGACUGGCUUAUAUGAAACCAUCAUAAACGGGGUGAAGCAAGGGAAUCGGGCGUCUGCGCCCAGCCCACGAGGAGCCUCGGCGUUAUCUCGUGCUAAACUUUGGGCUCUUUACCGCAAUAUUGUAUCUGCUUCGGCUUCGGCUCGAAAUUGUGAUGGCCCUGAAAUAGUGCAGGCUGAGGCUGAGAGACUGCACAUCGAUACAGUUCGCCACGUGUCGGAUAUUGAUACAUAUCAGGAGUUUAAAAAUCCUGGCGGCUUGGAGGACCCGUUAAGAAUCCGCAUGCAGGCCAUAAGUGAUGCCCGAAUUGUCCUCAAAGGGUGGAUUCCCAAUGCGGGUGAUGAAUCCUGGCGCUUGGAUGUCCUGGUGGACCCUAAAAAGCGGAAGCGCUGA